AUGAAUAAAUCUAUUUUAUUAGAGAUGUAGCUUAAAGAAGCUCUAGAUAGGGAAAUUAAUCUUAAGAGACUUAAUGAAUCCUUAAUGUAUGCCAUGAAUGAUAUAGCAAAUCAAGAUAAGGGCAAAGAAAUACAUUUAUUAAAUUAACUGCAUGAAAAAGAAUUAUCUAAUCUCAAAACUACACUUUAAGAAAAAAUUACAAUCCUUGAAUAUGAAGUAAGAUUCAACUACUAUUUUUCAGCAUCGUAAGAAAUGUCAAGAGUUUCUUUAAUUGUAAAAUGAUUAUAAGCAAUUAUAAUUAGAUUAUUAAGAGGAUGUAGAAAAGUAAAUAUUAAGUUCAUUUAGAAAAUGUAUAUAUUGUAUUGAAUUCCAAUUUUAAUUGUGUCAAAUCAAAAAGUAACAUGAAAUCGAAAAAGAAGGACUUGCUCAUGAAUUUGCUGAUGCCCUUAGUAAUUAGAAAUCUAUUUUUGAAUAUGUAUAAUUAUUUCAUCUUAUUCAAUAGGACUUCAAUUGUUUGAAAUUUAAACUCAAAGAACUUACCUAUUAAUUGGAUUGUGAAUCUAAGGAUAAAGGCAUUUUAUAAAAAGCUAUUUAAGAAUCUAAUAAUGCUCAUGAUUCAGCAGUAAAUUUUAGAUAUAAAUUAGUAAAGAAGCUUAAUGCAAUAAAUUGCUGAUUUAAAUAAAGCUCAUAAUGACACAAUGAUUUAGAAUAAUCAAUAUUAGAUAAUGACCCAAUAAAGAGAAUAAUUGUAAAUAGCUAAGCUUUCUCAAAUUGAGCAAGAUAAAAUAAUUUUGGAAAAACAACUAUUAGAAUAAAAGUAAUUAGUUUAAUCUAUAACUAAUGUAGAGAGAUUAAUUAUAAAUUGGAUUCUUAACUUAAAAUAUUGAAUCAGUAAUUGAAUGAUAAAGAAACCAAAUUAGUUUAAUAAAAGACUGAAUUAACAAAAAAGUUUCAUAAUGAAAAAAAAAUAGCAGAACAAUGUUAAGUUGUUGCUCUCAAAUUGAAGAAUGAUUUUUAAAGAAAAUAGUCUCUCCUAAUUGAAGAAUCUCUCAAAAAAGAAUAAUAAUUAAAAACUAUAUAAACUCAACUUACAAGAUAAAAAAGCUAAAACUAAUUUUAUGAAAAUGCUCUUAGUUAAAUUAAUCUUUAAGAAAUUUAAAAUAUGACUCCUCAAUAAAUUAAGCAUAAAAAAAAUAAUUUUUCUAAUGAUUUUAAUUCAUCUCGAUAAAAAGGUCAUUUUAAAGUAAAUUAUUUAAUUAUUUAAGAAUACUUUAAGUUAAGGUCAUAUUGGUAAAAUUAAAGUAUAACCAUCUUCAAUACAUAAAAGUGAAACAGAUUCUAUAAAUUUUAAUUUAACUGAUAUGCUUAAUUCAACAAGAAACCCUGAUUAAUAAAAUUUAUCAUGCAGAUAAAUUAGUGAUGAUGUUACCUAUAAUAUAGAAUAAUUCAAUUGUCCAGCUAAAAUUGUAAUAUUAUUUAUUUAAUGGAUUAGAUCUAAACAAAUGAAGAUUCAACUACUCCAACUUAAAUAUUAACUGAUAGAUAGUUAUCUCCUAGAACUAGAAGUAUUAUUCUCUAAUUUAUAUUUUAAUAGUUUAGACUGUUAAUCCAAAAGGGCGUUCAUAAAGAGUGAGAUAAAUAUAAGCAGAUUUAACUAAAGAAAAUACUACUGUGAAAUCCAAAGUUUGA
Molecule: messenger RNA, 1689 nt
Organism: Paramecium sonneborni
Lineage: Eukaryota; Ciliophora; Oligohymenophorea; Peniculida; Parameciidae
Source: the annotation of a GenBank genome assembly